Messenger RNA from Darwinula stevensoni, 1692 nucleotides. Lineage: Eukaryota; Metazoa; Arthropoda; Ostracoda; Podocopida; Darwinulidae. The record is from the annotation of a GenBank genome assembly.
AUGCAUCUUGCAUUGCAACGCUGGAGGACUUCCCCGGGAUACGAACUAUCCCAGUCACCCUGGAAAAGACAUUCUCAGACCAGAAAGCGGAGCGACAGUCGAGGGCUGACUGAACGCGAUGAGGCGAUGGAAGAGACAGAAGGGGCAGAUGACUUUGCCAUGAAAGGCAAAUGGGUCAAAAAGCCAAAAUGGCACCCUGUGUUGCUGAUGGCGUCGAAGAAGACCCUGUCAGCAGUUGAUUAUGUCCUCUUCUUCGGGUCUCUGUUGCUCACCCUCCUCGUGGGGAUGUAUCAAGCAUGGAAGGGGCGCAGGGACUCGGCAGAGGAGAUGCUCGUCGCCUCGAAAGGCCUCUCUCUCCCACCUGUCGUACUGUCAUUGGCAGCAACUUAUCUAUCUGCCAUCGUACUCUUAGGAACUCCGGCAGAGAUCUAUGCAAAUGGGAGUGAGUGGUGGAUGCAAAUAGUAGGGUAUACCGUAGGUACAGUAUUGGCAACUCUGGUCUUCGUCCCCGUCCUGCACCCACCGAAGUUCGCGAGCCUUUAUACGUACCUGGAGAUGAGAUUCGAGUCGAAGCUGAUGCGAUGGACAGGGACGUUAUUGUAUAUUCUUGGGACCACCUUAUACAUGGGACUCGGGCUGUACGCUCCGGUCAUUGCCGUAAGCUCGGUCACUGAUUUUCCCGAAUGGAUCGGUAUUGCCGUUUGCGGCGGAUUGUGCACCGUCUACACUGCCAUCGGUGGCCUGAAGGCCGUGGUCUGGACUGACGCCAUACAAAUAUUCCUCAUGUUAGCUGGUAUUCUGGCCGUCAUAAUAUACGGUGUUGUGGAUGUUGGAGGUUUCCAGCAAGUUUGGAACAUUGCCCAAGAAUACAAUCGAACCGAGUUCUUCAAUACAUCUUUGAGCCCAUUCGAGAGGCACAGCUUCUGGUGGAUAUUUCUAUCUAUCACCUGCACUUGGUUUACCGUCAAUGGACCAACACAAUCUGCUAUGCAACGCUACAAUAGCGUACCAACAAUGCGGAAAGCCCAACUGUCGGUCCUGCUCGUGAUUCCAAUUGGGGUUGGGAUCAUCUCCUUGUCCUGCUUCUCAGGAUUGGUUGCUUUCGCCAGUUACAAAGGAUGUGAUCCUUUGAAAGCAGGCCUCAUCAAGAAAAAAGACGAAAUCAUCCCCUACUUCGUCAUGGACAAGUUGGGACACCUCGUUGGGCUCCCGGGAGUUUUUUUGGCAUGCUUGUUUGCCGGUGCUCUCAGUACAAUAUCUUCAGGAAUGAACUCUGUGGCUGCAGUGAUCCUCGAGAGUGUUCAACAGACCAGCUUUGGGAAACAUCUCAGUCCUAAACAGACAGCGACAUAUACAAAGUUAAUCGCAACUGGGAGUGGACUGGUGACAAUAGCCCUAGCUUUCGCGGUCGGUAUAUUGGGUGCUGGGCUUAUGCAAAUGGUCGUGACUAUCACUGCCGUCACAUCGGGACCAACUCUGGCUCUCUUUCUCACGGCUGUCCUCUUCCCAUUUGUCAACAAGCACGGCGCAUUUGUGGGAGUGAUUGCGUCUUUGGCGACAACGUCUUGGCUUGGGUUUGGAGCCUAUAUAGUGGGAGUCCCAGGCCCUAUCCCAUUGGAUUCAUCUGUGGAUGCCUGCAAUUUCAACGUGACCCCAUCCCCCACUUCACUGCCACCUGAUAUCGACGAGUGA